Messenger RNA from Oppia nitens, 1282 nucleotides. RefSeq lists its product as uncharacterized. The transcript is spliced from 2 exons. The record is from RefSeq and is a predicted model, not a curated record. Bases 282 to 1214 code for a protein of 310 amino acids. NCBI's taxonomy places the organism in Eukaryota, Metazoa, Arthropoda, Arachnida, Sarcoptiformes, Oppiidae.
UUAUCCUUUAAUAAAAAAAUAAUAAAUUUCCAGUAAUUUUUAAAAUUUUAAUAGUAUUAUCAAUAGAUCUCAUCAUUUAAAUCUCAACUUAUUAUUAAAUGAUUUAAAAAAUUAUAGUCAAAAAAAUUAAAUAUUUUUUUCAACUAUUAUUAUUAUUUAAUAUAACAAAGUGAAAGUAAAUGUAGAAAUAAUUGUUAUAUUAUUGUUAUUUAAAAAAAAUUAUUUUUUUUUAAACUAAAUCAAUGAAAUUAUAAGUUAUAUAAUAAUUUAUAAUAAUAAUAAUGAAGUGGAUAACAAUUUUAUUAAUAUUUGUAACGCUAUUUGUCUACAUAUUAUGUGCACCUCAAAGAUCCCGUUCCCGUGUCGACUAUAGCGAUGAUGAUAAGGAUAAUGAUGAUGAAGGACAGGGAGAUAAUGAUAAAAAAGAUGACAAACCAGAGGACAAAUCUAACAAAUGUGACAAUAGUUCGCCGUUUCCUAAACCGAAACCUAAAUCCAAACCUAAGUCGACGCCCAGUAAACCAAAUAAAAAUAAUAAAAUGAAAGACCAGUCGACUCCUGAACCCGGAGAUGAUGCAGAGGACAGGCCUACUGAUAGGCCAUCGCCAGAUGAUAACGACGACAACAAUAAACAACCGGAUGAACAACCAGAUGAUGGAAAGCCUACUAAUGAUGAUGAGGACAGUCCUACUAAUGAUGAGGACAGUCCUAUUAGUAAUGAGAGCGACAACGACAACAGUGAGGAGGACUGGCCGGACGAUAACCAGGAGACACCUGAGCCCGAGUUAGAACAGCCGGCAAAACCGCGACCACAAAAACCGGAGUCACCGAAGGACAAGAAGAAACCGAAACCUAAACAACCGAAGUCACCGAAGAAGAAGAAUACUGACGACGACAAAGAGGAUGAGGAGGACAAGGAUAAGGACGAGUCGUCGACACCUAAACCUAAAAGUAAGCCCAAAUCAUCGCCAAAACCAGGAAAACCAGCUAAAAAUGAUGACAAUAAACCAGAAGAUGACGACAAUAAGCCAGAAGAUGACGACAAUAAGCCAGAAGAUGACGACAACAAACCAGAAGAUGACGAUAAACCAGAAGAAGAUGAGCCGUCGUCGUCGCCAAAACCGAAACCUAAACCAAAACUGAAUCCUCGAUCGCAGACUAAACCGAAACCGAAAGCCAAACCUAAGCCAAAACCAAGCGAUGACAAACAAUAAACCARAAGAUGACGACAACAAACCAGAAGAUGAUAACAACAAUAAACCAGAAGAUGAUAGCAACAAAC